GGUCUUCUUUCGGAUAUUACUUAUGCAAGUAAAUCGUCAUCCACUAAAUCUUUUUCUGCUUCUGAUAAUGAAAUUUAUACUAUAAUCAAUCGUGCAAUUAAACGUCGUCAAGAAUCUAUUACUCAAUUUACUCAGGCUAAUCGUUUAGAUCUCGUAGAGAAUGAAUCUUCUGAAUUACUUAUUUUAAAUUCUUAUUUACCUGAACAAAUGUCUGUUCAAGAAAUUGAACUUGAAGUCAUAAAAGUUAUUGAUCAAUUGGAUAUAAGUGAUGUUGGAAUUAAGGAUUUGGGAAAAAUCAUGAAAGAACUGAACCUUGAUAAUGCUAGAGCUCCAAAAAAAGUCGUUGUUGAAGUUGUGAAAAAAGUUUUAUCUUCACGAAAGACUGGUUAG
Molecule: messenger RNA, 390 nt
Organism: Dentiscutata heterogama
Lineage: Eukaryota; Fungi; Glomeromycota; Glomeromycetes; Diversisporales; Gigasporaceae
Source: the annotation of a GenBank genome assembly